Molecule: messenger RNA, 1947 nt
Organism: Pararge aegeria (speckled wood butterfly)
Lineage: Eukaryota; Metazoa; Arthropoda; Insecta; Lepidoptera; Nymphalidae
Product: ubiquitin-conjugating enzyme E2 W
Exons: 6
Coding region: 171-602 (143 amino acids)
Source: RefSeq, a predicted model, not a curated record
ACAAAUUAUUUGUGAUUGAAAUUUACCUCGCACUUUCUCAAUUACUGUCCUAAAAUCCAAUUUAGAUUAUUCGUUUUCUGGAUUAAUUAGUUAAACCUGAAUAUUAUGACAGUUUUCCUACGAGAUUUCAUGUCAAGAUUUCUAUUGUUGUCUCAAAAAAUAGACGGUUGAUGAAAGAACUGAUGUCGUUAAUGAAAGAACCUCCACCGGGUGUUACUGUGGACGGAGAUCAAGCCAGCCAAAAUCUGACACUGUGGACAGUACAUAUGGAAGGCGUACCCGGCACGCUGUACGAGGGUGAAAAAUUCGUAUUGCAAUUUAAAUUCACAAAUAAAUAUCCCUUCGAUUCUCCAGAGGUCACGUUCAUAGGUAAUAACAUCCCAGUACACCCUCACGUUUAUUCUAACGGACACAUCUGCCUCUCCAUACUGACGGACGACUGGUCGCCCGCACUCUCCGUGCAGUCGGUGUGCCUCUCCAUAGUCUCUAUGCUUAGUAGCUGUAAAGAGAAGAAACGGCCGCCGGAUAAUUCAUUUUAUGUAAAAACGUGCAACAAAAAUCCUAAGAAAACAAAAUGGUGGUAUCACGAUGACUCCGUUUAACAAAUCGCGACUAUAUCGACAAUGGACGAUAAAUCUAAUUUGUGAUAAGUGUUAUAUCGAUAUAGAUACAGUAUGUUAACAUGUAUAUACGAGUUGCGAGUGUGUGGGACCGCGGCGUUGGUGCGAAAUUGUGUUGAACUAGUGAUGUGCUAGUGGCCUAGUGCUGCCCUCUGUUGCGUUCAUUAAUCUGUAUUUACAACGUAUUAUUUAUAGUCUGUGUCACUGGCUUCUCGAAACUCUUAUUUGUGUAAUCUGUGGACAUUUGGUGCGGACUUUCAAGGGCAUGUGCACUUAUUUUUUUUUUCUAAUUUUCUAACUUAUCUCAUAAUUUAAACAAUAUUUUCAUGAGUUUUUAGGUUAAAUUAUGUUUUUUUAAUUAAAAAAACAAACAACUAAUUAAAAAGAGGUACUCCUUAUGAAAUUGUGUUUUAAAUAAUUUUUUAGCUAUUUGAAAAUAACUGACAAAUCCUUAUGUUAAUUAACAAAAAGAUUGUUUACAUUAUAAGACCGAUGAGAAAAGAAAACUUUACAGUAAAGGUAAGACCGCACUACGCAAUUAAAACUUGCGGAUUUAUUAAGGUUUCGAACUUGGUUUAAGGUUUGCCUAGUCUACUUGUUUGUGAUAAUGGUGAUGAAUUGAUUUAAAAAAAAAACUUUAAACAGCUUUUUUGACAGUUUUUUUUUUGUUUUGUAUAUGAAGUGUUUUUACUUCGUGCACAAACACAUUAUGCACCAUUAUAAUUUCUAAGAACCUAUGUUGUAAAUGAACUACAAGUUUGAUUAGGGGAUUAUGAAGUUGAUAAUGUGAUUUUUCUUAAUAAAGUCUUACCUAAUAACUUAUGUAUUGUGUUAAAUUUAAAACAAAUAACUCUAUAUUAUAACCAAGAAUUUAUGAGGAAACCUUUAUUAAAAGCUUAAGUUUCUUUACUUAUAAAGAAAAUUCGUAGUCAUAAUAUGUGCAAUAUUAGAAAGGGACAACAGCCUACUAAAACUGCUCUCUCUCUCCCACAUUUCAUGUUGUACAAGCUCUUGAAAAGUCUUCUAUUUGUUUAUGGCAUUUGCUAUUAUCAAUUAGGGUGCUUACAGACCGGUGAUUUAAUCGCGCGGUGCAGCAAUAAUCUACAUUAAUAAGCCAUACAAAGCUAUAGUUAAAAAGUGAUCGCAGGCAAUAACGCUUUUAGAAUUAAAAAAAAAGAAAAGGGAGAAUUCGCGCGGGCGUACAACCCGUAAUUCUGUAAGCGCCCCGACAAUUAGAAAUUUAUUCGUGUACUUUAAAAAAGACCCUAGUAAAUUAUUUUUUUUUUAAGUUUACUGUAUUAUUUUGAUGCUAUGUAUUAAUAAAAAA